UCUCUCACCUCGCCUCCUGUCCCAUUUUCGUGGGGGGGAGCGCAAGACUGGUUUGCUUAACGGGCUUCCCUUUUGGAGUCCUUUUUAUCCCUCAAAGUCAGCGGCUAAUACCCCAUCAAGUAGCCGAGAUUGGGCGAAUAGCGAGCAAAUACGUCCGCGUUUCUUUGCCUGCUCCCCCACCGAUCUCCCUUCCACAACCCCCAGCACUGAGAGCUGGAAAGGUCGAGGUUGCUGCAGAACAGGCCCAACCGCCAGGGCUCGACCUGUCUUCCCCUCCACCUCCCCAAAUACACCUUUCUCGGACCGGGUUCCUUUCUGAGCUAGCAUCAGGAAAGGGCGAGGGGAACGAAGACGACAGGCAUCACACCACAACAAUCGUCAAAAUGAACCAGAACCACAACCACACUCAGCAACAGCAGCAAAAAACCGGCGAGCAACAGCUUAGCGAGCCCGAGGAUAUGGAGAUGGAAGCUGGAGAUACAGACAACCCCCUGAGGAUCUCCCAGAAUCCUGUCAUCAAUGGGAAUGUAGCCAUGGCUGAUGGACAUAACACAGAGGAAGACAUGGAGGAUGACACCAGUUGGCGAUCAGAAGCUACUUUUCGCUUUGUAGUGGAGCAAUUCAGCAGACUGAGCGAGUCUGUUCUUGGCCAACCUUGUUUUGUGAGGAACUUGCCCUGGAAGAUCAUGGUAAUGCCUCGCUUCUACCCAGACAGGCCACACCAGAAGAGUGUGGGCUUCUUCCUUCAGUGCAAUGCAGAGUCUGAAUCCACGUCAUGGUCAUGUCAUGCCCAGGCAAUGCUGAAAAUCAUAAACUUUAAAGAUGAUGAAAAAUCUUUCAGUCGCAGGAUCAGCCACCUUUUCUUUCACAAGGAAAAUGACUGGGGCUUUUCCAACUUCAUGUCUUGGAGUGAUGUGACUGAUCCAGAGAGGGGCUUUAUUGAAGAUGACAAAGUGUCCUUUGAAGUGUAUGUACAGGCUGAUGCACCACACGGAGUGGCGUGGGAUUCAAAGAAACACACCGGCUAUGUUGGGUUGAAGAACCAAGGAGCGACAUGCUACAUGAACAGUUUAUUACAGACACUGUUCUUCACAAAUCAGCUUCGGCGGGCUGUGUAUAUGAUGCCUACAGAAGGAGAUGAUUCCUCCAAAAGUGUGCCGCUUGCCCUACAGAGGGUUUUCUAUGAGCUUCAACAUAGUGAUAAGCCCGUGGGAACAAAGAAGUUGACAAAGUCAUUUGGGUGGGAAACACUAGACAGUUUCAUGCAGCACGAUGUGCAGGAACUCUGUCGAGUGCUUCUCGACAAUGUUGAGAACAAGAUGAAAGGCACUUGUGUGGAAGGCACUAUUCCUAAACUUUUCAGGGGAAAGAUGGUGUCCUAUAUCCAGUGUAAGCAUGUGGACUACAUAUCUGAGCGAAUAGAAGAUUACUAUGAUAUCCAGCUCAGUAUAAAGGGAAAGAAAAAGAUCUUUGAGUCCUUCAAAGAUUACGUGACAGUGGAACAGCUGGAUGGGGACAACAAAUAUGAUGCUGGAGAGCAUGGUCUGCAGGAAGCUGAAAAAGGGGUGAAGUUCCUGACAUUGCCUCCGGUUCUGCACUUGCAGCUCAUGCGAUUUAUGUAUGACCCCCAGACAGACCAAAACAUAAAGAUCAAUGACAGAUUUGAGUUCCCAGAACAGUUACCUCUCGAUGAGUUUCUGCAGAAGCCAGAUGUGAAGGACCCUGCCAAUUACGUUCUCCACGCAGUGCUGGUUCACAGUGGGGAUAACCAUGGCGGGCACUAUGUGGUCUAUCUCAACCCCAGAGGAGAGGAAAAAGUGAGUUUCAAGGAGCCAAUAUGGUGCAAAUUUGAUGACGAUGUUGUGUCCAGAUGUACGAAAGAAGAGGCGAUUGAGCACAACUACGGAGGGCAUGACGAUGACUUAUCUGUGCGUCACUGUACAAACGCAUACAUGUUGGUGUACAUUAGAGAAUCCAAACUCAGUGAGGUGUUGCAGCCUGUUACAGACCUCGACAUCCCUCAGCAGCUGGUAGAGCGACUCCAGGAAGAGAAGAGGGUGGAAGCCCAGAAGAGGAAGGAGCGGCAGGAGGCUCAUCUGUACAUGCAAGUGCAGAUUGUAACAGAAGAUCAGUUCUGUGGACAUCAGGGCAAUGACAUGUAUGACGAAGAAAAAGUUAAGUACACAGUGUUCAAAUUCCUGAAGAACUCUACGCUUGCAGAGUUUGUCCAGAACCUCUCCCAGACAAUGGGCUUCCCUCAGGAUCAGAUACGGUUAUGGCCAAUGCAGGCAAGGAGUAAUGGUACAAAGAGGCCAGCCAUGUUGGAUUAUGACGCUGAUUGCAGCAAGUCUAUGAUUGACUUGAGUGACAAUGAAAACCCAUGGACAAUAUUUUUGGAAACGGUCGAUCCAGAAAUAGCAACCACUGGUGUGGCUUUACCCAAGUUUGACAAAGACCAUGAUGUCAUGUUGUUCUUGAAGAUGUACGAUCCAAAGUCUAGCAGCUUAAAUUAUUGCGGACAUAUCUACACUCCUAUAUCCUGUAAAAUAAGAGACUUGCUGCCAGUCAUGUGUGAAAGAGCAGGAUACCAGCAAGGAACUAGCCUUAUCCUCUAUGAGGAAGUUAAACCAAACUUAACAGAGAGAAUUCAAGACUAUGAUGUCUCCCUAGACAAAGCUCUCGAUGAACUCAUGGAUGGGGAUAUAAUAGUGUUUCAGAAGGAUGACCCUGAAAAUGACGCAAGUGAAUUACCAACUGCAAAAGACUACUUCAGAGACCUGUACCACCGUGUUGAUGUAAUCUUCUGUGACAAAACAAUCCUCAAUGACCCAGGCUUUGUGGUGACACUCUCAAAUAGAAUGAACUACUUCCAGGUGGCUAAAACUGUUGCUCAGAGGUUAAACACUGACCCAAUGUUGCUUCAGUUCUUCAAGUCCCAAGGAUACAGAGAUGGACCUGGUAACCCUCUCCGGCACAAUUAUGAAGGCACUCUCAGAGACCUGCUGCAGUUCUUCAAGCCCAGGCAGCCUAAGAAGCUGUUCUAUCAGCAGUUGAAGAUGAAUAUCACAGAUUUUGAAAACCGAAGGAGUUUCAAGUCCAUAUGGCUGAACAGUCAGUUUCGGGAAGAGGAAAUAACACUCUACCCUGACAAGCAUGGCUGUGUCCAAGACCUGUUGGAAGAGUGUAAAAAAGCUGUUGAACUGUCUGAAAAAGGCUCAGAAAAGUUGAGGCUGCUCGAAAUUGUAAGCUACAAAAUAAUUGGGGUCCACCAAGAAGAUGAAUUGUUAGAAUGUUUAUCUCCAGCUGCAAGUCGGACAUUCAGAAUAGAGGAAAUUCAUCUGGACCAAGUAGAUCUUGAUAAGGAAAACGAAAUGCUGAUUCCUGUUGCACAUUUCCACAAGGAAGUUUUUGGAACUUUUGGUAUCCCGUUUUUACUGAAAAUCCGUCAGGGCGAGCCCUUCAGAGAGGUCAUGAGGAGAAUUCAGACCAUGCUUGAUGUUCAGGAGAAAGAGUUUGAAAAGUUUAAGUUUGCAAUUGUGAUGAUGGGACGGCAUCAGUACAUCAACGAAGAUGAAUAUGAAGUAAAUCUGAAAGACUUUGAGUCUCAGCCAGGGAAUAUGUCGCAUCCUCGGCCGUGGUUAGGGCUUGACCAUUUCAACAAGGCUCCAAAGAGAAGCCGCUACACAUACCUGGAAAAAGCAAUCAAGAUUCACAACUGACAAGAUUCACAACUUUGGCCUAACCUACCUGAUUAAAGACUAACCAAACCCAUUUUGUGCAUCACAUAACAGCUUGGGUACAAGUGUUCUCAGAAAGGAUUUGCAGCAAUGGGUUUUUUUCCCCUCAGUUGGCCUUCCGUGUCUUCUGACUGCCUUGGUUUAGAAUAAUGGAUUGGAUUUUAUCACAGUGGUGUGGACAGUAUGUACCUACACUACAUGGCCAAAAGUAUGUACGUAUAUUUGCUGCUAUAACGACCUCCACUCUUCUGGGAAGACUAGAUGUUGGUGCAUUGCUGCAGGAAUUUGCUUCCAUUCAGCCAGAAGAGCAUUAGUGAGGUUGGGCACUGAUUGGGUGAUUAGGUCUGGCUCGCAGUUGGCUUUCCAAUUGAUCCCAAAGGUGUUGGAUGGGAUUGAGGUCAGGGCUCUGGGUAGACCAGUGAAUUUAUUCCACACCAUUCUCAAAAGAAACCAUUUCUAUAUGGACCUCGCUGUGUGCAUUGUCAUGCUGAAACAGGAAAGGACCUUCCCCAGACUGUUGAGGAAGCGCAGAAUUGUCUAAAAUGUGAUUGUAUGCUGUAGCAUUAAGAUUUGCCUUCACUGGAACUAUGGGGCCUAGCCAAAACCAUGAAAAACAGCACCAGACCAAGGAGUGUCUAGAUCAUUUUGGUCAUACAGUGUAUUUUUAAUAGUUGAUAAUGACAAGAAAGCUGCUGCACAAGAACAAGGAAGCAAUGGGGGAAAGAAAAUUUGGCAUUUCUUCUACCCUUCACAAAGUCUUAGGGAACAGGCAUGCUGGUUGCCUAAUGUGGUUAAUAUUUCCUGACUUUAGCACAGGUAGUCAACAAAUCAACAAAUCUUCUACAAAACAAAUGGCAAGUUUUAAGUCUACUUCAUUUUUGCACGUUCACACUUAAGAUACUAUUUUGUUACUAAAAGGAGUCUUUGGUUUUGAUUUGUUCUCCUCCCCUUAUCCUCUUUGCCGUGGGUUUAUGUUGGGAUUAUUUGAUGGCUUUAAUGACUUCUGAAGUGUUGCUGUGUCGUAGCAAGCAGCUGCAAAUGCAUUUGACUGGUUUUGGAUGUAGACUAAUUGAAAUGCAACCCUUUCGCACAGGAGUGCCCACUAGUGUAUAGUAAGCUAUUGACUUUGUAAUAUUUUAAAAAAGAAUUGUUGGAUACAAAUCAAUUCAGAUGUCCAUAUACAUUGUAUAUUUUUGGUUCCUUCACAUAAUUUCAUUUCUCAUUUUAAGCAAUCACUACACUAUGUCUAGCUUGAGUGCAGUACAAAGACGCCCUUGAAUAGCUGUCAGUUCCUUCUGUCCAAUUUCCUCCAUGUUGCAGCAGUGUACAACUUCCUGUAUAUUGCUUUUUUGCUGGAAAAUGUAUGUUGAAUAAAGUUUUGUAUAAAUAUG
Messenger RNA from Anguilla rostrata (American eel), 5128 nucleotides. Its product is annotated as ubiquitin carboxyl-terminal hydrolase 7. Gene Ontology annotation, molecular function: cysteine-type deubiquitinase activity; protein binding. Bases 384 to 3719 code for a protein of 1111 amino acids. The transcript is spliced from 31 exons. The record is from RefSeq and is a predicted model, not a curated record. Gene Ontology annotation, biological process: protein deubiquitination; regulation of protein stability. Gene Ontology annotation, cellular component: cytosol; nucleus. Lineage: Eukaryota; Metazoa; Chordata; Actinopteri; Anguilliformes; Anguillidae.